AAAAAUGUUCUAGUCCAAAUGAACCGUGACUGGGUGCAGGAGAGAAGCCGAUGCUCCUGAAUGACCCUGAACCAGGCUCCGAGUCCCAGGCAUCACAGCUGCACGGGAUUCGUCAGCCUGCUGCUGCUCGACAACUCAACAAAAAGUACCACACUUCAGAAAGAGAUGAAGCUUCUUCAGCCUCUGCUUCCCUCCGGCACUUUGUGCUAAAGCGGAAAAAUCCUGAUUCACGAUCUCAAGCUGUCGUUUAAACAACAUGGAGUCGCACAGCGGACUGAGCGGCAAAUGACCAGCCAGGACGGUGUCAGCGAUGGAGGCCCUGCUGCCAAAAAGUGGAGGAUAUGGUGCAACCGAUGGUCAAGAGAAGGAUUCUCCUGUAUAGGAUGGUCCGAGCAAAACCGGAUAAACCAGGUGAACAGAGCCAAAAAGAUAAGUGUGCAUCGGAGACACAGAGUCAGCAGCCCGAGGAGCCUGUCGGCCCCGAACAGAACCCAGAGCUUGUGGGACCAGGCCGCCAAGAGUUGAAGGAGAGGCAGCUUGAGUCACUGCACUGGAACAACGGAGAGGAGGACCCUGAACCCUGGCUCCAGCUAGUCAGCGGAGGCGAGGCCGACUGCGUGCCCACACACCUGCGUCCGUUCUGCAGCCAUGCAGAGUACGUACUGGUGAAAGGCACGUACCAGCAGCUCAGACACAGUGGUUACUACUGGGGCGCGAUGACCAUGGAGGAGGCGCACACAAUACUGACACACUCGUUACUGGGCACUUUCCUUAUCAGGGACAGCGGCCAGCCGGACGUCUUCUUCACCCUGAGUUACCAGAGCGAGGACGGCCCGACGAGCGUCCGCGUCCAGCUGAACGACCUCCUCUUCAGUCUGCAAGGCAGCCACAAGAAGUACCCGUCCCUGUUCGCCCUGCUCACCUACUACACCAGCUCCUCCUGCAAGCUGACGGUGCCCUACCGGCGGCAGCGUCCGGAGAGCCUGAGGCAGUCGUGCCGGAGGGCGUUCGUUCGUACGUACGGAGCGGAGAACAUAGGCAGCUUACCCGGAGUGAGCCGUCAAGUUAGAGACUAUAUCUACGCCUACCCGCACUGUACAUAGACGCACGUGUGCACCCAGGGCCCGUUGCUGCAUCGCGGUUGCUGUGUGUGUUUUGUAUGUUAAGAAAAUAAACAUUGUGUAUUUGUGUUUAGGCACGGCAAUGGGGGCGCAGUGGUUUACAACAGUUUGGCGGAUAGUAUUUUCUCUGUGUGCACACAUGCGAGUUAAGUUCAUUGGUGGUUCUCAAAGGUAGGUGACAGGGAUCUAGUGGCGGGAAAUUUAAUAUAAAACAAUCCAGUUUGAUGUUUUCACGAGUGCGUUUCAUAUAAAUUGUACGAAUUGUUGAUAUCUAUACUCUAGAAUUGGCUCUUUAUAUUUAACGUGGCCGCCAUGCUUUUAUUUACAGUUUGGACGGACUGAGUUUUUAUGGUCAACUGAAGGCUACCUGGAAGGGGGGGGGGGACUAGAUGUCCCUAAAUACUACACACUGAACCUUUAACUGACUUGUAUCUAUAUUAAUGCCGUCGACAUUUUAAAGGUGAAUUUGCCUCAGCCCCCACGACCCUCAAAGAUGUACAUGAUGUAUAUAUUUGUGUUAUUUAACCUUUCUUUGUUAUUAUAAAUAUCAGAAAGGCAGUUUGUUGCAUCUGCAACUUGUUCAAGGGUUCUUUGCACACCUUAUCAAAAGGACACAAGAGUUUAAAGAUCAUUCUGUCAGAAAUAACUUUUUCAUCUUGUACGUUUUUGGGGCCUCCAUGACACAUUCAGAGCAAGGUAAAUAGUCGAAAUACACAUCAAAUAGUGUUUCUUUCUGAGAGGGUUUGUUUCAUUUAAGGUAGUGUUCAUGUUUGUGAUCGUUCUAGCUUUAGCAAGUUAUUUGAUGUUAUAAUAACAGGGUGAAAUAACAGAGACUGGCUCCCGAUUGGUCGAGCUUGUGUGUCUUGAUGCCGUGACUCCGAGCCACGAUCACGAUCUGGCUGCAAAGGACAUAAAAAGAAAAAGAUGGCAACUCCCAUGUCCGAGAUAUGUUUGCUUCACUUUUGUACAACUGAAGGAGAAACCACUUGACCCAAAUAUCUGUUAUUGUGAUAAUGAUGAGUAAAACUUGACUUGAAUUCCUAACGUGUAUAAAUCAGCUCAUUUGCUUAUACUGUUUUGAAAUAUAUCAUCGGUACAUCA
This is a messenger RNA of Platichthys flesus (European flounder), 2222 nucleotides long. Its product is annotated as suppressor of cytokine signaling 1-like. Gene Ontology annotation, biological process: phosphatidylinositol phosphate biosynthetic process. Gene Ontology annotation, molecular function: 1-phosphatidylinositol-3-kinase regulator activity. The transcript has 5 exons. NCBI's taxonomy places the organism in Eukaryota, Metazoa, Chordata, Actinopteri, Pleuronectiformes, Pleuronectidae. The coding region runs from base 342 to 1103 and encodes 253 amino acids. Gene Ontology annotation, cellular component: phosphatidylinositol 3-kinase complex. The record is from RefSeq and is a predicted model, not a curated record.